Molecule: messenger RNA, 3913 nt
Organism: Hyaena hyaena (striped hyena)
Lineage: Eukaryota; Metazoa; Chordata; Mammalia; Carnivora; Hyaenidae
Gene: MCTP2
Product: multiple C2 and transmembrane domain containing 2
Exons: 23
Coding region: 207-2846 (879 amino acids)
Biological process (GO): regulation of neurotransmitter secretion
Cellular component (GO): synaptic vesicle membrane
Molecular function (GO): calcium ion binding
Source: RefSeq, a predicted model, not a curated record
GUCGCAGGGCCCCGAGGUGCCCUCGCCCCCGCCGCUCCCGCCUGCUCCUUGCGCCCGCCAGCGGCGGCCAUCGAGGGUCCCGGCAGGUAAGGGGCGCAUCUCGACCCCGCGGCAGCCCCCGGGACGCAGCCUCGGACAGGAGCCACUGAAGUGGUUUUCCGCAGAGAGGAAAGCUCAUGGAGUGACUUCCGGGUCUUCACGCAGUCAUGGAUAUGGAUAAGCCAUCUGUCUGGGGCUCUUUGAAACAGCGAACCAGGCCUUUGUUAAUCAACCUGAGCAAGAGGAAGGUGAAAAAGAAUGCAAGCAAGCCCCUAGACCUAAGGGCAAGGCGUCCCUUGGACCGCCGCCUCAGCCUUUCUGUCCCUGACCUCCUGGAGGCUGAGGCCUUGGCCCCAGAGGGGCGGCCUUACUCUGGGCCUCAGUCAUCCUAUACCUCGGUGCCCAGCAGCCUGUCGACUGCAGGGAUCUUCCCCAAGAGCAGCAGCAGCUCCCUGAAACAGUCUGAAGAAGAAUUGGAUUGGAGUCAGGAAGAAGCAGGCCCCCUCCACGCGGGGGAAACAGACUCCGAGGAGGCCUACGCCUCUCCUGCUGAGGACAGGAGGCCUUCGGGCAAUGACAUCUUGGAUCUGCUCCAGAAAUCUCCCCUUGAAGAGGCUGCAUUUGAAGAGCCAGAGAAACCAUGUGGAAGUGGGGAUCUGAAUGCUUCUCUGACAUCUCAACAGUUUGAAGAGCAAUCUAUGUUUGGGGAAGUCGGCGAUGGCCUAAGUCACCUGCCCAGUCCUUUUGCCUACCUCCUCACCAUACACCUGAAGGAAGGCCGCAACCUGGUCAUCCGAGAUCGCUGCGGCACAAGCGAUCCCUAUGUGAAAUUUAAGCUGAAUGGGAAGACGCUGUACAAAAGUAAAGUCAUAUAUAAGAACUUGAAUCCAGUAUGGGAUGAGAUAGUGGUACUUCCCAUUCAAAGCCUUGAUCAAAAGCUCCGUGUGAAGGUAUAUGAUCGGGAUUUAACUACAUCUGAUUUCAUGGGCUCUGCAUUUGUCAGUCUCAGAGAUCUUGAGCUUAACAGGACAACUGAACAUAUUUUAAAAUUGGAAGACCCCAACAGUUUAGAAGAGGACAUGGGGGUGAUUGUGUUAAAUUUGAACCUAGUAGUAAAACAGGGCGAUUUCAAGAGACAUCGUUGGUCAAAUCGGAAGCGGUUGAGUGCCAACAAGUCCUCUUUGAUUCGCAACCUGCGACUCGCAGAGUCCUUGAAAAAGAACCAGUUGUGGAACGGAAUUAUAAGUAUAACCUUGUUGGAAGGGAAGAACGUCUCAGGAGGAAGCAUGACAGAGAUGUUUGUCCAGUUAAAACUGGGAGACCAGAGGUAUAAAAGUAAGACACUGUGUAAGAGUGAAAAUCCGCAGUGGCGGGAACAGUUUGACUUUCACUACUUCUCUGACAGGAUGGGCAUUUUGGACAUUGAAGUGUGGGGAAAGGACAGCAGAAAGCACGAGGAACGCUUGGGCACGUGUAAAGUGGACAUCGCAGCACUGCCGCUCAAGCAAGCCAACUGCUUGGAGCUGCCCUUGGAGAGCUGCCUGGGGACCCUCUUGAUGUUGAUCACACUCACUCCCUGUACUGGAGUCUCUGUCUCUGAUCUGUGCGUGUGCCCCUUGGCAGACCCCAGCGAAAGAAAGCAGAUUGCCCAGCGAUAUGGCUUACGGAAUUCACUGAAAGAUAUGAAGGACAUCGGCAUUUUACAAGUGAAGGUCUUAAAGGCAGUAGAUCUUUUAGCAGCAGAUUUCUCAGGGAAGAGCGAUCCUUUUUGCUUAUUGGAGUUAGGCAAUGACCGACUUCAGACACACACCAUUUACAAAAACCUCAACCCCGAGUGGAACAAAGUUUUUACAUUUCCUAUUAAAGAUAUCCAUGACGUUUUGGAAGUGACAGUGUUUGAUGAAGAUGGAGAUAAACCUCCUGAUUUUCUUGGAAAAGUUGCCAUUCCCUUGCUGUCUAUUCGAGAUGGACAACCCAAUUGCUACAUAUUGAAGAAUAAAGAUUUAGAACAAGCUUUUAAAGGAGCUAUUUACUUGGAGAUGGACCUUAUAUAUAAUCCGGUCAAAGCAAGUAUUAGGACCUUUACCCCCAGAGAAAAGCGCUUUGUGGAAGAUAGCCGCAAGCUGUCCAAGAAGAUCUUAUCAAGAGAUGUAGACCGUGUGAAAAGAAUCACCAUGGCAAUGUGGAAUACAAUACAGUUCCUUAAAAGCUGUUUCCAGUGGGAAUCCACGUUACGAAGUGCAGUAGCGUUCGUGGUAUUUUUGAUCACUGUCUGGAAUUUUGAGCUGUACAUGGUCCCCCUGGCCUUAUUACUACUCUUCAUCUACAACUUCAUCUUUCUCACAAAAGGGAAGAUCAACAGCAUCCAGGAUGGCCAGGAGAGCACCGACUUGGAGGAAGAGGAGUAUGACGAUGACAAGGAAUCCGAGAAAAAGGGGUUCAUUGAAAGAAUCUAUAUGGUACAGGAUAUUGUUUCAACUGUUCAAAACAUCUUGGAGGAAAUAGCUUCUUUUGGAGAAAGAAUUAAAAACACAUUUAACUGGACGGUCCCCUUCCUUUCCUUCCUGGCCUGUCUGAUCCUGGCAGUGGCCACUGUCACUUUGUAUUUCAUUCCUCUCCGGUACAUCGUUUUAAUCUGGGGCAUAAAUAAGUUUACUAAGAAGCUUCGAAAUCCCUAUGCCAUCGACAAUAACGAGCUGUUAGACUUCCUCUCCAGGGUACCGUCUGAUGUUCAAAAGGUGCAGUACGCCGAAUUGAAACCCUGUAGCAGCCAGAGCCCCCUUCGGAAGAAGCGCAGCGCCGUCUAGGACACGUGCCAACGUUGGACACCAGCCCCCGAUUCCCUGUUGGGUUGAUUAGACCAAGGCCAUCUCUCUGUUUCACCCGUGGCCACGAUGGUGUCAUUCCAAAAUGCAUGCUGUGUGGAACCCCCUCCUGCCCCUCCCCCCGUAUGUGCACAAAUCGGCACCUGUGUGUUCAAGUCCACGUGCAUGGGUGUGCUGGUUGCCUAGCAGGUCAGCCCCUCCAAAGGAAAAAUGAUCCAGAGAGUGUGAAACACUGAUGCCCCUUCUCCAACAGAAAGUAAAGCAAGGCUGCCAGGGAGCUGAAUAGCCUCCUCAGAACAGCCGAGAGACCACCUGGAUUCAGGAGGGGCUUUGAACUUGUUAUCGGACCCCGGACAGAUUCUCCAGAAGAUCCAGCCAUGCCCACUCCCGUCUGCACACUACUUGCAGAUUAUUGUUCUUGUGAGUCUGUCAGUUUCUCUGAGUUAACAAAUCCCUGGUAGCCAUCAUCUCCCCAAAUAGUAUAUAUUAUAAAUAGAUUUUUAAAUAAUGAUCAGGAUUAGCUCAAGUCUUUGGGAGUCCUUCAGCCAUGAUUACUGAAGUCAGGUAUGGAAGAUUGUGGUCAACACCUCAGCGCUGGAUGCCAGCCUGUUUCACUGUCCAUUGCUGGCAAUGGAAGGCCCAGGAAAGUCCAAAGGACCACUCGUCCACAAAGUGAAGGUUUCAUGAGAGUGUUUAGUUGCCUUAAAAACACCAUUUCUUCCAACUUGACUUUGCCUCUUUCCAAAAUAAAAUCUCAAUAGUAUAGCUUCAGAAAGCAGGGAAUGAAAGUAAAAAAAAAAGUCAGCAGUCCAAAAUGAUCUUUUGUUCCUGAACAAAAUAGGCUACAUGCAAUACAUCUUUAUCUCAGAACCUCAUUCCUAGAAAAGUACCUUCCCCAAACCCUGAAGAGUAUCUGAUGCCUACAGCCCCCAUUUCAUAGUACUUCCUCAAGUAAAAACCCUAAUUUUUUGCAUAUAUAAAUGUAUACCAAUAUCUUUAUGUUCAAAUGAUAUUUAAGUUGUAAAAACAGUAUUUUGUUGACACAUACU